AAAUUCAUAUUAGUGUUUUCUUCUUCUUAACGGAGGCAGUUGAUAGCAUGCGGCUAGCUAACAGUUGCUGUAUCGCACAGUUGUUUAGCCACAUCAGGUGUUAUUUUAGUAUUAUUUAUCAAAGUACUAAAUAAAAUUAACGUUCUAUUAUCAUUACUCAACACUUUUAACAUGUCACAAUUUACACUUCCGCUUUGGAUUUGGUUCACGUGACACAACGUGACGUACGACGUACAUUCUGCGGUCAUUGAUAUAUUAUAUAAAUAUAAUUCCUUUGUUCCUAUGUCCACCCAGCAUACAUUAGCCUUAGAGCUGGGCGAUGUGGCCUUUUUUUAAAUAUCACGAUAUUUCUAGGCCAUAUCGCGAUACACGAUAUAUAUCUUGAUAGUUUGCCUUAGCCUUGAAUGAACACUUGAUACAUAUAAUCACAGCAGUAUGAUGAUUCUAUGUGUCUAAAUUAAAACAUUCUUGUUCAUACUGCAUUAAUAUAUGCUACUUUUAAAGGCCUACUGAAAUGAGAUUUUCUUAUUUAAACGGGGAUAGCAGGUCCAUUCUAUGUGUCAUACUUGAUCAUUUCGUGAUAUUGCCAUAUUUUUGCUGAAAGGAUUUAGUAGAGAAGACCGUCGACAAAGUUCGCAACUUUUGGUCGCUAAUAAAAAAGCCUUGCCUGUACCGGAAGUAGAAGCCGAUGUGCGCGUGACGUCACGGGUGUGAGGGCUCCUCACAUCUGCACAUUGAUUACAAUCAUAGACACCAGCAGCGCGAGCGAUUCUGACCGAGAAAGCGAAAAUUUCCCCAUUAAUUUAAGCAAGGAUGAAAGAUUUCGUGGAUGAGGAAAGUUAGAGUGAAGCACUAGAAGAAGAAAAAAAGUGUAGUGGGAGCAAUUCAGAUCUUAUUAGACACAUUUACUAGGAUCAUUCUGGAAAAUCCUUUAUCUGCUUAUUGUGUAAAUAGUGUUUUAGUGAGAUUAUAAAGUAAUACCUGAAAGUCGGAGGGGUGCAGUGACCGCCAGUGUCUCUGAGAGAAUUAAGCCAAUGGAGGAGCCAAGAUGACAGCUGCUGCAGGAAAACGCUAACUCCGCACAAGUCUCCGGGUGAGCACUGCUGGACUGUGUGCAUCUUCUCCAUGAGAGGCGAUGAGGCGACCCGGUGGAGGGAGGUGGGCUGCCAGUGGGAGCCCCAAGUGGGCUGGACCAGCGAGGUCGGCUGUCAGAGAGACGUCGACAGUCGUGAUGUUGCUGUCCAGGUGGACCUGCUCACUCAGACGCUCGGCUGGCGACACAAAGGCACGGCCGCCAUGCCGGUUCCGUGUUCGGCGCGCCAAUCCGCCGAACAAAAUGGCGGCGCAGUGUUGCGCAGGGUCAAAGCUGUUCGAAACGCCGUCAAAACACAGACGCCAUGCCUCCCCGUUUCCUCCUCUACCCCCCCGCAGCCGUCCGGCGCCCGUCCGCAGAGAAUACGACGCCCUCCCAAGUGGCGAGAAGACCUGCUGACGCUGCCCGAGCCCCUGUCUAGUGACUGCUCUGACCUGGCGGCGGCUGACGAAGCCACGCGGACGCAACUUGAGGCAGGUGUGUUGGCGGUGGUGAAGCUGGAGGACGAGAGCAGCGUGUGCGACGUGUGCGGUCAAGUGAUGAAGAACAAGUCCAGUUUGAUCCGUCAUUCUUUCAUCCACACGGGCGAGAAGCCGUUUGCGUGCCACCUGUGCGACCUGCGCUUCAAUCGCAGCGACAACCUGCGCCAUCACCUCAGCCACGUACAUCCAGGUGGCGUCGCCAGGCGGGAGAGGCGGCGGCCUAAGCAGACGUGGCUGUGCGACGCGUGCGGGAAGACCUUUCGCUGCAGGUCGGCGCUCAAGACGCACGAGGUCAUCCACCUGGGCAUCAAACCUCACCACUGCGACCUUUGCCCCAAGGCCUACAUGCGCACCAUUGACCUGGACCACCACAAGAAGACGGUGCACGAGGACGGCGGUGAGAGGACGCGGAGCGUUGGCUCGCUGCUCUGCGACUUCUGCGGCAAGGAGUUCAAGUUCCGGUCACAGCUGGCCGCUCACCUGCUGACACACACGGAUGAGCGGCCGCACCUGUGCGAGGUGUGCGGACGCAAGUUCUGCCGCCAGUUCCAGCUGGAGCGCCACAAACGGCUGCACCCCGACGGCUGCGUUGAGCAUGGAACGCUGCCUUGCCAAGUCUGCGGCCGGCGAUUUAACACGGAAGCGAUGCUCGCCGCGCACUCGCGUGUGCACACGGAUGAAAAACCCUUCCGCUGCGGCGUGUGUCUGCGCAGGUUUAUGAGCGGCGCCUGCCUAAAGAGGCACAACACACGAGUGCACCUCAAAAUGGGGCAGAAGGCGCCGACAUUCUCUGGCACCUCGCGUGCGCCCAAAGUCUUCCCGUGCUCCAUGUGCGGCAAGGUGUUCAAGUUCCCAUCCCUGCUGAACAACCACGCCGCCGUGCACAGCGAGGAGCGACCGCACUCCUGCGACAUGUGCACCCGCCGCUUCCGGCGCCUCAGCCACCUCAAGAGACACCGGCGAGUUGUCCACCUGGACGGCGCCCGCCCGCCACAGACUUUCAUCUGCCAUAUUUGCGGCAAGGACAAGAAGUGCCGCUCGCAGCUGGCCCGGCACAUCAUCAUCCACACGGGCGAGCGACCCUUCGGCUGUGAACUUUGCGGCGCUCGCUUCAAUCGCCAUGGCAACCUGCAGCAGCACAGGAAGCGAAUGCACGGUGUGGGGAUGCCGUGUGCAGACGAAGAGACGCCUGUUCUGUUUGAUGACCUCGACGGGGACGUGGUCGUUAGCUACAAACAGGAAGAGAUUGUGACUAGUGAAGUGGCCACGCCCCCUGAAUGAAGCUCUUACCUCCCGUUUAAUGCAAAGUUGUCAAUAAAACUUAAAUACCAAAGAUA
This is a messenger RNA of Nerophis ophidion (straightnose pipefish), 2912 nucleotides long. RefSeq names its product zinc finger protein 737-like. NCBI's taxonomy places the organism in Eukaryota, Metazoa, Chordata, Actinopteri, Syngnathiformes, Syngnathidae. The record is from RefSeq and is a predicted model, not a curated record. Gene Ontology annotation, molecular function: RNA polymerase II cis-regulatory region sequence-specific DNA binding; DNA-binding transcription factor activity, RNA polymerase II-specific. The transcript has 4 exons. Bases 1126 to 2856 code for a protein of 576 amino acids. Gene Ontology annotation, biological process: regulation of DNA-templated transcription.